Messenger RNA from Coregonus clupeaformis (lake whitefish), 2649 nucleotides. RefSeq names its product unconventional myosin-XV-like. Bases 1 to 2649 code for a protein of 882 amino acids. The record is from RefSeq and is a predicted model, not a curated record. The transcript has 24 exons. NCBI's taxonomy places the organism in Eukaryota, Metazoa, Chordata, Actinopteri, Salmoniformes, Salmonidae. Gene Ontology annotation, molecular function: protein binding; cytoskeletal motor activity; ATP binding. Gene Ontology annotation, cellular component: cytoskeleton; myosin complex.
AUGCUGCUGCUCUCCAGUCACACUGUGGAGGACCCCCCGUCCCCCUGUCCCCCUGGUCUGGGACACUCUAGACACCUUGGGGAGAGUGGGUCAGGGAAGACUGAGGCCACUAAACUGGUGCUGCGUUACCUAGCAGCAAUACACCACAAACACAACGUUACACAGCAGAUUCUUGAGGCGGCUCCUCUUCUGGAAUCAUUUGGAAAUGCCAAAACAGUUCGCAACGACAACUCCAGUCGCUUCGGGAAAUACGUGGAGAUCUAUCUGGAGGAGGGUGUGAUCAGCGGUGCCAUAACCUCUCAGUAUCUGAUGGAAAAGUCCCGGAUAGUCUUCCAGGCCAAAGAUGAGAGGAACUACCAUAUCUUCUAUGAGAUGCUGUCAGGUCUUCCCCCCCAACAGAGACAGGCCUUCUACCUGCAGGACGCUGAAACUUACUAUUACCUUAACCAGGGAGGGGAUUGUGGGAUAGCAGGAAAGAGUGACAGGGAGGACUUCCUGCGUCUGUUGGCUGCCAUGGAGAUCCUUCACUUCACCCCUGACGACCAGGCGUCCAUCUUUAGAGUCCUGUCUUCUAUUCUACACCUGGGGAAUGUCUACUUCCAAAGAUACGAGGCUGAUGGCCAGGAGGUGGCGUCUGUGGUCAGUGCUCAGGAGAUCAGAGUUGUAGCUGAACUGCUCCAGAUAUCCCCUGAGGGACUACAGAAGGCCAUUACACACAAAGUCACGGAGACCAUGAGGGAGAAGAUCUACACCCCUCUGACUGUAGAGAGUGCUGUAGACGCCAGAGAUGCUGUUGCCAAAAUCCUGUACUCUCUGUUGUUCCGCUGGCUGACUGAGAGGAUUAAUGGACAGGUCUACCCUCGACACCACGCUCUGUCAAUAUCUAUACUGGAUAUAUAUGGCUUUGAGGACCUGUCCUUCAACAGCUUUGAGCAGCUCUGUAUUAACUAUGCUAAUGAGUACCUGCAGUUCUUCUUCAAUAGGAUCGUCUUCAGAGAGGAACAGGAGGAGUACAGCAGGGAACAGAUCCCGUGGCAGGACAUCCUGUUCAGCGACAACCAGGCCUGCAUCGACCUCAUCUCCUCUAAGCCCCACGGUAUACUGAGGAUCCUGGACGACCAGAGCUGCUUCCCCCAGGCGACAGACCACACCUUCCUCCAGAAGUGUCAUUAUCACCAUGGUAACAACCAGAUCUACCUGAAGCCAAAGAUGCCCCUCCCAGAAUUCACCAUCAAACACUUCGCUGGCCCGGUCACCUACCAGGUUCACAAGUUUCUGGAUAAGAACUACGACCAGGUUGGACAGGAGGUUCUGGAUCUGUUCAGCCACAGCAAGAACAAGAUGGUGGCCAACCUCUUCCUGGUUCACGCGGAGGUCGUAGGUCAGCAUAGAGGUCACGCGAGGAAGAGCAGCACGGUGACCCGGAGACACCAGCCCCCCACCGUCUCCACCAAGUUCACCCUAUCGCUACUGGAGCUGGUAGACAAGAUGCAGAGGUGCAACUCCUCGUUUAUACGCUGCAUUAAGCCAAACGGUCAGAAGGAGCCAGGUGUGUUUGAGACGGAGCUAGUCAGCAGGCAGCUGAGGUAUUCUGGUAUCCUGGAGACCAUCAGGAUCCGGAGAGAGGGAUACCCUGUUAGACUGGCCUUCAAUGUCUUCCUGUUCAGGUAUAAGUCUCUGGUGGGGUUGAAGCAGCCUCCAGCUCCUGAUGGGGAGAACUGUGUCAUCAUGCUCAGCAAACUGGUUCCCCUCCGACCCGGGGCGUACCAAGUAGGAGUUACUAAGCUGUUUCUGAAGGAGGAUGUGUACCAGUUGUUGGAGUCUAAGAGAGAGCGUGUCCGUCAGGUGGCGGCCCUCACCCUGCAGAGAUACACACGCAUGUUCUUCGUCAGGAAACGAUACAAGGAGUUCAGAACCAAGAUCAUCAGACUACAGGCCCACUGUAGAGGCUUCCUCACUAGGAAGCGCUAUUUAAAGAUGAAAAAGAGUCUGGUCAAGUUCCGUUCUCUCAUCCACAUGUACGUCAACCGCAAGAGAUACGUCAAGAUGAAGCUGGAGGCCCGCAGGAAAGCAGAGGAGGAGAGAAGGAGGAGAGAGGAGGAGCUGACGAAGAGAGAAGUGGUUAACGUCACACACCUGGUGAUCCCUGCCGAGCUCGGUUAUUUACUGCAGGCUGCAGCAGGUGGCAGGGAGCUCCACUCUGACUGUCUAGCUCUGGUCCAGGCACCACACAUCCAGGAGGAGAAGCAGCUGACUCUGCCUCUGGACAUCAACAACUUCCCCUUCAGCCGCUACGUCCGGCUCUACUUCAGGGAGCCUAAGUUUGGGAUGCUAACGGUUCCCUUGGAGAUGACCCUGACGCGUACGGACGACGCCCUCCAACAGGAAGCUCUGGAGCUGUUCAUUAUGAUCCUGAGGUUCAUGGGCGACCCCCACCUGAACGGGGCUCAGGAGAACCUGUUUGGGAACUACAUCAUCCAGAGAGGACUGGCCAAUCAGGGCCUGCGAGACGAGAUCCUGGCUCAGCUGGCCAACCAGGUGUGGCGGAACCCUAACCAUGACAACGCAGAGAGAGGCUGGCUGCUGCUGCUGGGGUGUGUCUGCUGCUUCCCCCCCUCCACCAGCCUGCACACACACCUACUGAAGUAA